Molecule: messenger RNA, 609 nt
Organism: Alternaria ethzedia
Lineage: Eukaryota; Fungi; Ascomycota; Dothideomycetes; Pleosporales; Pleosporaceae
Exons: 3
Coding region: 1-609 (202 amino acids)
Source: RefSeq, a predicted model, not a curated record
AUGGAGGCUUUCUACUCUUUUCUCUUGACACCGCACUUCGAGUUCAAUCUUCCUACCUCGCAGACGACCAUCGCUCUCCAGCAUCAUCUCUUCAAGCCACAUCACAACAUUCCCUUACACUACACCAUCAUCAACAUGCCUCCCAAGGCCGCCGCGGAAAAGGCCGGCAAGGUCUUCACUGCCGAUGUCGUCGCCGCUGUCCUCUGCAGCACUGGCACCACCAGCCUGUCCAACAAGAACUAUGAGAUGAUGAGCGCGCUCGACGGUGUCAAGACUGCAAGCGGAUUUCAGCAUGAUUUCCGUUCCGUACUCGCCAAGGCCAAAGAGCUCAAAGCGCGCCUCGAGUCCGGCGAGGAGUUCGAGCCGGUUCCGCCUGGUAGCAAGCGUGGUCAGACUACCCCAGCGACCUCCAAGGCAACCCCUAAGAAGAGAAAGGACAUGUCUUCCGGCUCCGAGGACACUACACCGUCUAAGAAGAAGACGGCGACUCCCAAGUCCCGUGGCAAGAAGGCUCAAACGGUGGAGGACACCAUGGAAGAGGACUUCCCCGAUGACGCUGAGGAGUUCAUCAAGAGAGAGAAGAAGUGGGAGGAGGAUAUCUUCACCUGA